Molecule: messenger RNA, 3713 nt
Organism: Fusarium odoratissimum NRRL 54006
Lineage: Eukaryota; Fungi; Ascomycota; Sordariomycetes; Hypocreales; Nectriaceae
Product: cutinase palindrome-binding protein
Exons: 2
Coding region: 1901-3235 (444 amino acids)
Biological process (GO): regulation of DNA-templated transcription
Molecular function (GO): protein binding; zinc ion binding; sequence-specific DNA binding
Source: RefSeq, a predicted model, not a curated record
AGACGUGCAACCUACUAUGUGGUUUGAACAAGACAUGGCAUUUCCUCUUCACCCCUUGGGCAUCUCUCGCUCCCCGAUGCCAUUUUCUUUCCCGAUAUCUCGAUCACGAAUCUCUGCAACAGACCCCCGUAACUGCCCCGCGAUGAUCCCCCUGAACGUCAGACUAAUCAGACAUCAUGAAUGCCUACGAGAAUCGAUAUUUCUCCUACGAGCCUCGAAUGAGAUACUACAAAUAUUGGUCAGCCACUGUGGAUGGUGGCCUACCCUUGGCGCUUGGCUUGCGCUACUGCCGCUGGACCCUUUACGCUGGAUCCCGCUAAGGCGAUCCAAGGGUGCGCUAAAACGGACUACGCCGAUGCAGUCAACCAAUAGAUCCGGCUGGAGAAACUCCUGUGAGCCACUAGCCCGCUUUUCCCGGGGCAUAACCUCCGGCACACUCGUCUUGUCCUGGCUCAAUUGUUGGACAAGUGCCCAUGAGGCUAAAGACAAGAACAGGGGGUCUUGCCGAGCAGUGCAGAUUGGGCCCCGGACACAAGAGGUGACGUUUCAUGCCCAGUUCAGUCCAAGACAGCCCGAAUUUCCAUGUGUGAAAGAAUCCAAUUCUCCAAAAGUGCCAUGUUUUUACAGUGGCUAAGUCCCUGAUAGUACCUGGCCACACUUGCUAAGCUGCCCAGCCAGCCAUGGCAGUCUAUGGACUGAUUUGAGAUGGACACACACACCACAAGCCUGUUGCUGCCCUGUCAUCAGACCCAAGCAAGGGGAAACAAUUAAAAGUCGCUCUCAACCUCUGUCUCUGCUGUGAACCUAACGAUCUGCACCUUUCAAAGCGAUCCUGAGCCUCGCCUUGACUUAGAAAGCGGGCCAUUCUUUGUUAUCCAAAGACGCUACUAGAAACCGUGGUGUAGGUAGGUGACAUGACAGAUGGAUAUGUGCUUGCUGAUAUCUCAUCUCACCUUGCCCCGUCACAGCAAGUUCAUCCAAACCCUUUCACAAUCUUGCCUCUCACAUUCACUAUUAUUUCUUGCUAUACCAGGCGUCCCAUCUGAGUACUGUCAGCCAGGUAACUCCAAUCUGUGCCCGUGCCCGUGCCCGUGCAAACAUCGCGGUCCAUGCCUUGAUCUAUUUCGAGCCCCUUCAGCGCUGCCUCUUCACUUAAUUUCAUCAUGCCAACCACAUUUUUCAACUUUUGUUGUUGUUUCUAACAUUUUAUCGGCAUCUAAUAGGGCUCCCUUUAACUUCUUUACCACUUUGUUCCUGGCCGAUUACUUGAUGUUCUUUGCUGUUCAUUAUCUCAGUGGACAGUAGAGAGGGGAAGCUCGACAUCCAUUUCUACAUUUCGAGUUAGAUGUUGAGCUCAAGAAUUCGCCUUCACCAUACCCAAAAACAAAAUUGAAGGGAAAAAAGCGCCAGUACGACCCGGAUAUAUCUUUUCGUUUUUAGGUAUUUCUCAUGGUACUCAAGCCAUCGAAACAAUAUCUCCAAUUUGACAACUUAUCCCCAGCUCUUAUCGCUACCGCUGUCGCAUCCACUGAGUCGAGCGCUGAAGAGACCACCAAGGCCACGCCCAAGGCCACUGGUAUUGCCCUUUCUGGGUUCUCACCAAUGCAACUACGAAUGCUCGACUGCCACAUGAAUGCGCCGCAACCAUGUCCCACGGACCACCUCCACCACCACCUCCGCCCCAGGGCGCCCCUCAUCUGAACAACUUCAACAAUUUCUACGGUUUCAACCUCGAUAUCGGUUCUCUCCCCGACAUGACGGGUGGCCAGGUCAAUUACUACUCCCCUCCCCGCGACGCCGACGCCGACGCCGGGGCUGCGGCCCUAUCUAUAGCGCCCCCCUUCGGCCAAGGCCAACGCAACCUUGAUCUUCGAUCAUUUCGGCUAACCCGAUUUUGUAGAUGGGCGCUGAUGGUCAGGACAACGAUCUUAUGGCCAUGCUCGAUAAUAGUAUACUCGGCGGCAUAACAGACAUUCCAAUUAACACCGAAUCCGCAGAUGACUCCAACAUGAGCGGCUCUUUCGGCAACGGGCAAUCGACAACAGAAGAGUCUGUCGCGAGAGCUGAAAAUCAAUUCAACACAGCAGCCAACAAUGUUCCUGGCGCAGGGCCCCUCCCUGCUGGCGCGUUUGCUCAGAUGAAUCUCGCUGGUGCCAGCACCCUUACUGAGUUCACCAAGCGAAGAAAUUGGCCCGCCAAGGUUGUGGAAGAGCUCAGAGACUUUUUACAGAUUCUCGAUGCGAACGGUCGCAUUAAGUACGCAUCACCUAGCAUUCUCCAGGUCACUGGAUACAGUGUAGAGGAGAUCCAAGAUGUAUUUCUGAAAGACUUGAUCCACCCAGACGACCAAGGUGUUUUCGUCGCAGAACUCAACGAAUCCAUCGCAUCAGGCAACCCGCUACGACUUUUUUACCGUUUCAAAAAGAAGGACGCCGAAUAUGCGAUUUUUGAGACUGUCGGCCAUGCUCACAUUGCUGGCGCCAAGUUCGCCCCCAAUCCAAAUAACCAGUCACCCUUCUGCCAGGCCGUGUUCAUGAUGGCGCGACCAUAUCCCACCAAAAACGCUGGACUUUUAGACUCUUUCCUUGAGCAUAAGAUCGAAAAUGAACGAUUAAAGCGCCGUAUCGCCGAGCUCCGUCGUGAAGAGGAGGCCGAAAACGACGAGGCGCAGAAGCAGUGGCUGCAGAGUCAAGAGGGUCGCUCAGACAUGACACCAUCUGAAGGAACCGGCGUCUCCUCGGGAACCUUUUACCGCCCGGUUAGCGAAAGAGGAAUGACAGAAGCCGAUCGAGCAGCUCUCAAUAAAGCUCUUACACGCGAGAAUCUCGAAGGCUCAGUCGCAGGUGGUCGACAGGAUUCGCUGAAGGAUAAGAUGGCACGUUACGAAGGGGCAUCGCACACAGACACGAUUGAGAUGUUGACGGGAUUGCGAUACAUCGAGGGCGAACGAAGCCGGGGAAUUACGACUGGUAAUGCUAGCCCGACCCUGAUCAAGGGCGAUGCAGGAAUUGCAAUUCCGAUGGAACGGGACCCUCGAACAGGCGAUAAAAAGAAGAAGCUCAAGACGUCUGAGGAAUAUGUGUGUACGGACUGUGGCACCCUGGACUCACCGGAAUGGAGAAAGGGACCCCAAGGACCGAAGACAUUAUGCAACGCCUGCGGUUUACGCUGGGCCAAGAGGGAGAAGAAGAGAACCAGCACCAGUCAUCCUCCUACGGUGGAUCAAUCUGUAUAAUCACGAGGCGACGAAAUGGCUUCCAACGAGUUAUCGAUCUACCGGCCUGUAAGAUGCGUGACACGACCGAAACGAGGGCAGCAAGUAGCAGUGUUUGCCGCGACAUAAGACGAGUCGACCAGAGACACGGUGCCUGGGGCACGACGGAGUUUAGGCUGAAAUUACUGAUUUGGAUGGCGAAAAGCGGGAUACACGAGACGCUCACAGCCGGUUGUUCACUUGAUUAUUUUCUUUUUGCAAACUCACGAUUGAACUGGAUAUUUGAUUUGUCACGACUGGGACUACAACACAGAUACCUGGAGUGUAGGGAGCAUUUGGGCAGACAUAGCUGACGUGCGCGCCCUUGAUGCGCCACGUAUAUGAAUUGACGCAUUUUCUAUAGAGUGACUGUCGUGACUAAAAGAUGCAACGACAUAAAACCCAUUUACCUCUGGCUAGGUACCUUAUUCAGUGUCGCUCAAUACAGUCAGUCGGGGUC